Molecule: messenger RNA, 684 nt
Organism: Salvia hispanica
Lineage: Eukaryota; Viridiplantae; Streptophyta; Magnoliopsida; Lamiales; Lamiaceae
Source: RefSeq, a predicted model, not a curated record
AUGGAGGGUGGAAUUACGGCGGAGGAAUUGUCGACUAUCGGCGGCAUAGCCACCGUCUCGCUGCUGCACUCCUUCAUCCCCACUCACUGGCUCCCGUUUUCUAUUGUCGGCCGCGCUCAGAAAUGGACGCUUUCUCGAACUCUUCUCGUUACUGCAUUUGGGGCAGUCUUGCAUGUGCUAUCCACUUCACUGCUUGGCAUAACUGCAAUCACCAUAACAAACACUAUAGCCGGAGAGGAAACUGUGCAUAAACUUGCAUCUUUGUUACUCAUUUUUCUUGGUGGUGGUUACAUCGCGUUGUUUCUAACUGGAAAGGGUGGUCAUAGCCAUUCUCACAAUCAACCAAUGGAAAAAAUGGCUUUUGCCGGUCUUGUUCUUGUCCCUGCAUUGUCUCCUUGUGCAACCACUCUUCCAGUAUUUCUUGCUGUUGGAAACUCAUCCUCUAUGAUGGUGCUUGCUAUUAUAGUUCUAUUAAUUAGCACGAUAACUGUAAUGACUUCUCUAGUGGCCCUCUCAUUCUAUGGUGCAAGUCAGCUCAAGUUCCACUGGGUCGAGCGCUAUGACAAGCUUCUUGUAGGAUUAGUUCUAUGUUUCAUUGGAGUUCUGACCCUUAUUUUUCAUGACCAUGAUGGAGACGCCGGUUCAACCAGAGAGCAUUUGCAUCGGAAGAUAAUCUCAUUGUAA